Molecule: messenger RNA, 1011 nt
Organism: Symbiodinium pilosum
Lineage: Eukaryota; Dinophyceae; Suessiales; Symbiodiniaceae
Source: the annotation of a GenBank genome assembly
GUCCCGGCGAAGGAUCUGGUGCUGCGUGCGCAAGCCUCACGCAGUGACGGUGAUAUGCUGUGCCAAGCUGGGCUGAAGAUUGCUAAUGCAAGUGCGAAUCAUGAGGAGGAUACGGUCUACAAAGCAUUGGUACAAACGGAGCUUAUCGUGAAUAUCCCAUGGACGUAUCUGAAUUUGGGUACAGGUGUACUGAAGAGUGAGCCUGUUCUUGCGGACUUUUGGCAUCACUUCAUGAUCUCCGAGCCAGACCACCCAAUUGUGGAUGACAUUCAGAGUGGUCGCGUGGACCCGUCCUACCUUAUCCCCAUUAAUCUUCAUGGGGAUGGAGGUAGAACGUUCAAGAAAGCAGAGAUCAUGAUUCUGCAGUGGCAGUCGUGUAUAGGCAAAGGUACACAACUUUCGCACUCGCGGCGCCAGAAGCGCCAGCUGGGCGCGGAUGUGACACCAGGCCAAGUGAAUCUCUGUGGACAUUCACUUUCAACCAGAUUCCUUAUUUCGGUCCUGCGUAAGAAAUUUUACAUGGAGGAUGCGACGCCGCUUCUUGAUUUGCUUGGCCAUGUUUCGGACUGGUUUGGAAGCCUGUAUAAGGACGGGCUCCUGCUUGAUGGGCAGCUAUGGAGGUUUUUACCGCUGGGGCUCAAGGGGGAUUUGGUCUUUCAAUCGAAGGCCGCAUCUCUCACACGCAGUUUUGCGCACGUGAGAAAGCGGGCUGCGACUGCCAAGUCCAAGGACCUGGUUGGCUGUUGCUCUUGGUGCCUAGCUGGCACAUCUGAAGUGGCCUUUGAAGAUUUUGGUGUUGAAAGGCCGGCAUGGUUAGCGACGGCAGGCGAGAACAAUCCGUUACCGUGGACAUCAAUGCCCAGCUUGUUGAGAAACAUUCCCCAUGCGCCAGAUGCGCACAGCUUCCUGAAAAUCGACCUUUUUCAUACCUUGAAUAUGGGCGUCUACAAAGAGUACGCUGCGUCGUCCCUUUGUCUUUGUUUGGCUUUGCCGGGGAAAAAAAACCAAUGA